UCAAAAACAAAAUCAAAAAUAAGCAGCCAUCAGAGAGUCAGCGCAUACACAACGUCCCACGCCUGUGGGGUUAAAUUGAUCAACGUUUUCUAACCAUUGUCUACUAGAGUGGUGAAUAUGGAGCGAGAAAUGUGAUGCACUAAUACCGAAAACGUGUUGAUGUACAAGAGCUUGCGACUUAAGGUUGGGUUUGUGUCAAACUUGUGACUACAUCGUAUUAGGCUGUGUCUUUCGGUGAUAAAGGUACGUCACACUCGUAUGACCAUAGUAAAAACAAACAGCAACUCUGCAACUAAAACUCAACACAAUGGCGCACAAUAGAAGAUCGUACUCCUCGGAAUAUGAUAACAACGCAAAAUACGUCUAUUACGGCAUGGACAUUGGCGACCGCUCAAAGACAACAUCACGUGACACUGCCGAGCAACUGCCACGCCCACAUGUGCUGGGCUUUGACAGUGAUGCCCAAUCUUCCGUGGGACGUCGGGCAUCGAAGGCAGAGCCUGACAGGGCAGAAAGCUACAGGCGUCCCUACAUUGUGGGGUACGACUACAACUCACAUGGGCACUUUUCAGAUCCUUACAGCCAGGAAAGUCCAACAACAUACGUUAACAUCGAUGCCGAAACGGUACAGCCCGACCAAAGGGAGAUUACCCACGAUGAAGGUUCGGCCAAAAAGCAGAAGAAAAAAGUUAGGCCGAAAAUUCAAGGUCUUUCAUAUAUCAUUGCAAAAUUUGCAGAUAUAACUUCCAUGAACGGGCCACCAUACAUUGUUCGGUCCAAGUCUUAUCUUUCAAAAGUUGCGUGGGCGAUUUUAAUGAUAGCGGCCUUUGGGGCUCUGGGUUGGAACUUAUCAAAUAUCUUCGGAAAGUAUCUUGAAGAAAAAAAGAUUUCAAAAGUUGAUAUUAAGUUCAGUUCCCUCCCUUUCCCAGCAGUGACAAUAUGCAACUUCAACAUCGCGAGACUUUCCCAGAAGCACUACUACGAGAUCACCUGGGAGAAAGAGAGCCAGGAGUCAGACUUCGACAAUGUCACAAAAAUGUUUAAAGAAUAUUUUCUGGAGUUAACUGAGUAA
Molecule: messenger RNA, 1072 nt
Organism: Physella acuta
Lineage: Eukaryota; Metazoa; Mollusca; Gastropoda; Physidae
Product: degenerin unc-8-like
Biological process (GO): sodium ion transmembrane transport
Cellular component (GO): plasma membrane
Molecular function (GO): ligand-gated sodium channel activity
Source: RefSeq, a predicted model, not a curated record